CCCUUUUCCCUCCUUCCCAGCCUGCAAAUACCCUCCUACCCGCCAACCCCUCCGUGUUGUUGUCAUCACAUGGUCGAGGGGCGGGCGGAGCUGCUCCAGAGGAGAAGGAGGAGGGAGAGAGGAGGGAAAAGGCGAAGCGGCGUCGGAAAGUUUGGCGGAGCGUCUGGAGUCGGUCGGAGGAGGAGAAAGAGGGAGGGCAUGGCGCCUUGAAAACCAACGAAGCGGGAGAAAGAAGUAGGAGAAAGAGAAGGAAGCCCGCUCCCAAAGCGGCCAUGGGCUCCUUGCUGCUCCUCUUUGGCUUCCUUUCCCGCAGCCUCUUGUCUUCGGGGCUGGCUCAGCGCGAAUGCCCGGCGCCUUGCCGCUGCUUUGGGGAACUUGUGGACUGCAGCCGCCUCCAGCUGAGCCGGGCGCCCCAGCCCAUCCCGGAGUGGGCCGUUGAGCUAGAUCUAAGCCACAACAAAUUGUCUUCAAUCAAGCCAAGUUCUCUGAGUCACCUUCAUGGUUUGAAAGAAAUAAAACUGAACAACAAUGAAUUAGAAAUCAUACCAGAUCUGGGCCCUGUUUCAGCAAACAUUACCCUCCUGUCUCUGACAGGCAACAAGAUUUCAGAUAUCCUGCCGGAACACCUGAAGCCAUUUCAGUCUCUAGAAACAUUAGACCUGAGCAACAACAAUAUUUCUGUUUUGAAGAUGGGAACAUUUCCACCGUUAAUGCUCAAACACCUCCACAUUAAUAAUAACCGAAUCGUUUCCUUGGAACCUGGCACUUUUGACAAUUUGUCUAGUACACUUCAAGUACUGAAACUGAAUAGGAACCGGAUUUCAGCAAUUCCACAAAAGAUAUUUAAACUCCCCCAUCUCCAGCAUCUAGAGAUGAACCGCAACAGAAUUAGAAAAAUAGAUGGGCUUACUUUUCAAGGACUCCCUUCUUUGAAAUCUUUAAGACUACAAAGAAAUGGACUAGCUAGGCUCAUGGAUGGAGCUUUCUGGGGAUUAAGUAACAUGGAAAUACUGCAGCUGGAUCAUAACAACCUAACAGAGAUUACCAAAGGCUGGCUUUAUGGCUUGCUGAUGUUGCAGCAGCUCCAUCUUAGCCAUAAUACUAUCAGCAGGAUCAACCCUGAUGCCUGGGAGUUUUGCCAGAAACUCAGUGAGCUGGAUUUAACAUACAACAAGUUAGCAAGACUAGAAGAUUCAAGUUUCGUUGGCUUAAGCCUGCUAUUGAGACUGAAUAUUGGGAACAACAAAGUAAGCUACAUUGCUGAUUGUGCCUUCCGGGGACUGACCAGUUUACAAACCUUGGAUCUUAAAAAUAACGAAAUCUCAUGGACAAUUGAAGACAUGAAUGGUGCAUUCUCUGGCCUUGACAAACUGAAAUGGCUGCUACUCCAAGGAAACAGGAUUAGAUCAAUUACUAAGAAAGCAUUUUCUGGUCUGGAUGCACUUGAACACCUCGAUCUCAGCAACAACGCAAUCAUGUCAGUUCAAGGAAACACAUUCUCACAAAUGAAGAACCUGAAAGAGCUAUACUUAAACACAUCAAGUCUUCUGUGUGAUUGCCAAUUGAAAUGGCUACCUGGUUGGUUGGUAGACAAUAACUUCCAGACUUUUGUAAAUGCGACUUGUGCCCACCCUCAGAUACUGAAAGGAAGAAACGUUUUUACUGUCAGCCUGGAUGGGUUUGUCUGUGAUGAUUUUCCAAAGCCACAAAUAACUGUCCAGCCUGAAACUCAAGCAGCAAUUAAAGGUUCCAAUUUAAGUUUUGUAUGUUCAGCUGCCAGCAGCAGUGAUUCUCCAAUGACCUUUGCAUGGAAGAAGGACAAUGAGUUGCUGCCCGAUGCAGAGAUGGAGAAUUAUGCACAUCUCAGAGCACAGGGAGGCGAAGUGAUGGAGUACACCACAAUUCUCAGACUUCGCAAUGUUGAAUUCAGCAAUGAAGGGAAAUAUCAGUGUGUCAUCUCAAAUCACUUUGGCUCAUCCUACUCUGUCAAAGCUAAACUUACAGUGAACAUGCUUCCUACAUUUACCAAAGUGCCCAUGGACCUUACAAUUCGUGCAGGAGCAAUGGCACGUUUGGAAUGUGCUGCUGUCGGACACCCAGUGCCCCAGAUUGCGUGGCAGAAAGAUGGUGGCACUGACUUUCCAGCAGCGCGCAAGCGGCGCAUGCAUGUGAUGCCGGAAGACGAUGUGUUCUUUAUUGUGGAUGUCAAAAUUGAGGAUACAGGUGUUUACAGCUGCACGGCUCAAAACACUGCUGGGAGCAUUUCUGCAAAUGCAACAUUGACAGUACUGGAAACACCCUCAUUUUUGCGGCCCUUGUUAGACCGAACAGUGACCAAAGGUGAAACUGCAGUGUUACAAUGUAUUGCCGGUGGUAGUCCUCCACCACGACUGAACUGGACCAAAGAUGACAGCACUUUAGUGGUGACAGAGAGGCACUUCUUUGCUGCGGGAAAUCAGUUGCUCAUCAUUGUGGACACAGAUUUUGAAGAUGCUGGGAAAUACACAUGUGAAAUGUCGAACACUCUUGGAACUGAGAGAGGCAACAUUCGCCUCAGCGUAAUUCCCACUCCUACCUGUGACUCUCCUCAGAACGCUGCUCCAUCUUUGGAUGAUGAUGGAUGGGCCACUGUGGGUGUUGUGAUCAUAGCUGUGGUCUGCUGUGUGGUGGGCACUUCCCUUGUGUGGGUGGUCAUCAUAUACCACACAAGGAGAAGGAAUGAGGAUUGUAGCAUCACAAACACAGAUGAAACAAAUCUGCCUGCUGAUAUUCCCAGUUAUCUGUCAUCCCAGGGAACUCUAGCCGAAAGACAAGAUGGAUAUGGGUCGUCGGAGAAUGGAAGUCAACAUCACUUUGUAUCAUCUUCAUCAUCGUCUAUGGGAGGAUAUUUUUUACAGCAAAGAGACAGUAGUGGAAUUUGUCAUAUGGAUAAUUGCAGUGAAAAUGACCUGGAAGCUGUAACAGAUCCAUUUUUAUGCCAUUAUCUGGGAAUGUCAGGAAGCAUAUAUUUGAAAGGGAAUAUAUGUGGACCAGAUGUGUUUGAAGUAUACCACACAGGCUGCACUCCAGAGCAAAGAACAGCGUGCAUGGACACUUAUGAUUCAAGUUGUUUAACAAGGAAAGAAUGCUAUCCUCCACCUCACCCACCUGAAGAUCCUUUUGACCAGUAUAUCAGCAUUGCUGGAAUACAUACUCCAAGUAGUAAAUUGCAUCCUUCUGUUGGCAUGCAAAGUGAAGAAGAUGGAACAAGAAGUUCACAUCUAAACAUGGAUGUGUGUGAUUUUAAGAGGAAUCAAGAACCAUCUUCUGCUGCUACAAGUAGCACUUUCAUGGGAACAUUUGGGAAACCAAUAUGGAGACACCAACUUGAUUCCUUCUCAAGCUGUAAGCAGCCACCCAUUUGGCAACCGCAAGUCUCUUGUAAUCAUCUUCAUGAGUCGUUGGACUUUGACUCAGAAUCUGAGGAUGAUCAUAGAAAGGACAGGACGUUUCCUGAUGGUGACAAUGCCAAUUGCAUUUACAAACAGCCAGCUGAACAAUUUAGGACUCCUGCUUUUCAGUCAUUUGAAUUGGAUACAUAGUUUCCCCUCGCGCUGUAACCCCGAAAUCUCAUUUCUAUGGACCAAAGGAAUAUACUACCUCAAAAAUGGACAUUUAUUUAAAAAGGGAAGGGAAGAAAAGACAUUCCAUUCUUAUUUUUUAAUAGAGCUAUGAUUCAGAAAAGAAAUACAUUGUAUAUGGAUACAGGUUUAUUGCCAAAACGUUAUACAGUUUCAUGUGGAUUAUACAUUCCUUAUAGAAUAUAUUUCUAAUAAUUUUAUAGCUUUGUUUUUAACCAAAUGAUACCUUUUUUGUAAAUUAACGGUACAAAUAAUAAUUAUGCAUUUGUUACAAGAAAUACUUUGUUGUAUUCAAAUGAGUGCUAAAGCAUUCCAAACAACUGCCAAUAGUGUACAGUGUGUGUGAGAGAGUGUUUGUGUGUUUAAUGGAUAAUUGAAAUUUAUGAGCAAGUUACAUGGUUGUGUUUGCGUAUCACUUUUAACAAGUUAGACUGCUCUAUUCACAAAGGUCUGUACUUUAAAAAAAAAGAUGACAGAUUGAUGCUCAGAGGAAUGAAAAGGCGAAUUCCUUGCCCCCUUGGCCAAUUCAUCUCAAGUACAGUGAAUAACAACCCGUAGCAUUGUAUUGGCUCUAUGCACAAAUAUACUUGUCCCAUUUUUGCUCCCUGUAGAUUUCAUUAUUGCUACCUCAGGUGCUGUAUGUGAUUCAUCCAAAGUUACCGAUAUGUAUCACAGUUCUCCAAAGCAAAAUUAGCAGCAGGGAACACAACUCCCAAGUGUUAGCAAUGCCACUUGCCUAUACUAGUUGCACUCCAGUGGCUCCAAAUUGAAAGCAGUGAUUUCCCUGAACUAAGGAAAACCCUGUCCACAUUCCCUUUUCAUCUUAUUUUCUUAAUCACAAAAUACAGAAGAUAUGCUUUGUAUUAAUCUUUUUUAUGAUGCACAUCUGAACAAUUAGACGUUUGUGAGCACAUCUGUACUGAAGAGGCCUACAUACCAGCAAUCUCCCAUAUGGAUGUCUUCAGUGAUGACAGCCAAGAGCAGUUGAAGUCUCUUCAUAUGUGGCAUGGGGAUAUUCAGCCUCUUUAUUUGAUCAUUCCCAAAAAAGAUUUGAUCCAAACAAUCCACUCAUCAUCCCUCCCAUUGAAAUAUUAAAAAUUGGACUUUGGUGGUGAAGUGCAAAGUCAUCAAGUUUAAUCACCGAUGUUGACAUUAGUUGGCAAUAAUAAAUAAAUAAAUUUUAUUUCUACCCCGCCACCAUCUCCCUAAAGGGACUCAGGGCAGCUAACAAAAUACAGCAAAGAGCUGUAUAGACAAUACAUAAAUCUAAAAUGAUAAAACUAUAGAAUUAUGAUCACACACAUACAUAAUUACAGUGUAAAACAUUAAAAUUCAUAAAAUGCGGUCAUAGCUGUGGAUAAAAGCAAGUUGUUUCAGUAAUGGGAAAGACUUGUACUUGAGUUGUUGCCGCCAUUUGUGGUUGAGUUAGCCAGAGAUCUUUUGCACUUUUACCUAAGAGUAAGAUCCACUGAAUUAAGUAAUCAUGGAUAGGGUUGCACUUUUAGAAGGAAUAAAGAGUGUAAUUUAAGGCAUCAUUCUACAUUACUAUUUUAAACACCCUUGCAAAAGGUUUAGGUUAUCCAUUAUCAAUUAGCUAUUUAGCUUGUCAUUUGGCAGUAAACAGAUACAUCCAAUUGCUAGUCCUCCACUGUCUGCUUCAGGAAAAUUGCUGCUACACUUUUCAGAAAAGGCUGCUAGCUAUUUCUAUAUACUGCUUGUAUUUACUUGCUUGUUGUCUUCAUGUGACACAUAUUUGGAAACAACCACAUGUAAGAGAAAAAGGCUUGCAUUUAAAAUGAAUUGAUGCAGUAAACAGGCUCUGAAUCAUUAAAAAUGUCAAAUGAUGAUCAGCGUGAAGCCAAACCUUCUUCAUGGCACAACAACCCAAAAUCAAGUGGAUGAGGAAGUAGUGAAUUUAAUGUCACCAUGCUAUUCUAUGGUCCUGGUAAGCCACCAGUUUGUGUGAAAUAUUAUAGCAAUGUAUAAUAUUCACUAUCUUACCUUCUUAAAUUAUCAUGGUGGCUUUCUUUAUACUUUCUCUUGCAUAACCUGAUCCUAUUCAUGAUUAGUUCUUCUGUAUAUCUUAGCCCACUACUGUCUGUGUUGGCAAAUCCAAGUGAUGGAACUAAACUAGGACUGAGCAAUGUGUGUAGUCUUCCAGAUUUUGUUUGCAUGAGGCUAAGGAGAAUUUAUAUUUAGCAGUUGGAAUGUGACAAGUUUCCCGCUUUUGUGGUAGAACAUACCAUGUAUUGCCCACCUCUGUGGUAGGCUGCACAUUACUUUACAAAAGCACUGGCAAACUAACAGCAAAGAGUAAAUUUGCCAUUCUCCUUUUCAGUGGCAUAACUCCCCCCCCCCCCCCAAACAUACACACAGAUCAGAUGUUCGAUUCCAAGUCAAUAAAAAUGGAAUUCUGUGUUUUACAUAAACUAUGAAAAUAAAGCUCAUUUUGUUGCAUAA
Messenger RNA from Anolis carolinensis (green anole), 6080 nucleotides. RefSeq names its product leucine rich repeats and immunoglobulin like domains 3 (gene lrig3). The transcript has 19 exons. Gene Ontology annotation, molecular function: protein binding. The record is from RefSeq and is a predicted model, not a curated record. Lineage: Eukaryota; Metazoa; Chordata; Lepidosauria; Squamata; Anolidae. The coding region runs from base 273 to 3581 and encodes 1102 amino acids.